UUUUUUUUUUUCCUCUCUCUCUCUCAUACACUUUUUCUACUGUUACAAUAUCCUUUUUUUUUUUUUGACAGUUGUCCUACGUUGUUCACGUUACUGACCUUAUAUCAGCAUUACUGAAGAGUGGGCAAUGCAAAACACCAAAAUACCUUGUUUGAAUGAUCAAGAAUCUGUAUUAUCACCUGCACCUUUUUCUUUCUUUAGUCCUGCUACGACAUCACCAGCAACAGUAACAACAACAACUAUGUCCAACAACCAACCUCCUGCGUCACCUCCAGCAACACCUGUUUAUUACCCAUCGGAUCCAAUUUCUCCUUCUUCUUCUCCUUCACCUUCCUCUUCAUACUCAUCAAUCCCGUCUUAUUCUACUAAAAGUCUCCGGCCACGAUAUUCUAAAUCGACUUGUCUUGCCAGUGAAAAUAUUCAGGUUAUGGUUCGUUGUCGUCCACCUUUUGAUACUACAGUUGAAACUCAAGAAGAAGAUGAUUGCUGGAUACUUGGUUCUGAAAAAGGUACUAUCAAAUUGGAUGACUCUCAUACUACAGUGUUUGAAUAUGACAAGGUAUUCAAAGGUACAGACAACGCUGAAAUAUACGAAUCCGGUAUACAAAAAUUAGUCAGAUCUACAAUGGAAGGCUAUAAUGGUACUGUAUUUGCAUAUGGACAAACGGCUAGUGGAAAAACUUAUACAAUGGUAACAGGUACCCAGGAGGAACCGGGAAUGAUACCAAAAGCGGUGAACGAUGUGUUUGCUUAUAUAGAAGAAGAGGCUGUGGAUCGAGAAUUUUUAUUACAAGUGGCAUAUAUGGAAAUCUACAAGGAAAAAAUCAACGACUUGUUGGGUUCAGAACAACCUGCAACUGGCUUAAUAAUAAGAACGGUGAAUGGACAGGAUUCAGUCGAUGGUCUCAACAUUGUUCCUGUUACAACUCCUGAAGAGGUGAUGAAUUAUAUCAAAUUGGGUGAAGCUCGACGUCAUACAAGUGAAACAGAUUUCAAUGAAAGUAGCAGUCGAUCCCAUACUAUCUUCCAACUGAUUAUUGAAAGCAAACCUAGGUCUUCUUCUUUGGCUUCUGUACGAACUUCUCGUUUGAAUUUGAUUGAUUUAGCAGGUUCCGAAAAAGCAGCCAUUAAUACUGAACGACGUCAAGAAGGAGCUUUCAUCAAUAAAAGUUUACUAACAUUAGGCAAAGUCAUCACUCAAUUGAAUGAAGGUGCAAAACAUAUACCAUAUCGUGAUUCAAAGCUUACAAGAAUCUUGAGUACCUCUUUAUCUGGAAAUGAUCGCGUGGCUGUUAUCUGUACUAUCAAUCCAUCUUGGAAAUCCAAAGAUGAAUCCACCAAUACUUUACGUUUUGCACAAGGAGUCAAGAAAGUUCGAAUUAAUCCAAAAAUUACUCAGACUACACGACAUUCAAAACUUCAAAAUUACAAGGAACAAAUUGUGGAACUUGAAAUUCAAAUGCAAAAAAAGACGGAGCAAGAAGCCGAUACUAAAGAAAGAUUAUCCCAUUUACUUGGUCUUAUUUUAACAAGCUCAAAAGCCAAUGAUAUUGCGAAAAAUAAACAUGAAGCCACAGCGGGUAGUGAUGUUUGGUUACACGGAAGUAUUGAAGACGUGGUUCACGAAUGCGAACAACAUCUGUCAGCAACUAUCCAAAAGCAUCAGGAUGAAAUUCGAAGGAAAGAUCAGGAUAUACAACAACUAAAGGAUAGACUUGCUCAAAAUCAACAAAGUUUGGAUGAAAAAUCGAUUGUAAUCGAAGAACUUCAAGUAGCUGUACAAGAUUAUCAAAGGAUAACGGAAGAACGACAAGCUCAACUAGACAAGUAUCGCAACGACACAGCUGAACUCAGCAAACGAUGGACUGAAUUGGAAUCAUUCAUUAGUGACUACAAGGAACAAUUGGUGGUUUCUGAAAGUAAGGCACUGAUGUUGGAAGCAAGGCGUAAAGCAGAUGAACAUGCAAAUGAUAUACUACGACAAGAGCUGGAGGAAUGCAAAAUGGCUUUGGAACAGAAGAUACAAGAUGAAAGAUUACUAGGUAUGGUACAAUCGAUGGCUGAAGACGAACCAGAGGAAGACUUGCAUGACAAUAAUAACGACAAUGAGAAAGAUACAUCUACCGACCAUGAUGUACUCAAUCAAAUAGUGAUCAAUUUGAAAAAACAACUGGAAGAUACUGAGGCAGAAUACGAACGGAAACUACAAGAACAAAGGAACGACAUGGAAAAAGAAAAGGAUCGACGUGAUAUUAUAUACAAAAAGAAGAUAGACGAAGUACAAAAAAAGCUGGAUGAUAUGGAAGCUGAAUUGAUACAAUCACUUAGUGUUGCCAACACUACAAACACUAACCAAGAAGGAUCAACCCUACCAAUGUACCUUGGACAUGGAAACUGGCAACUUCUUUUGGUGUUUUCACUUUAUCUCGCCUGUGGCCAAUAUUUGGACUCUUUUUUGCACUGAAUACCAACUUUUCCCUCUUGUUACUAUAGUUUAGUUUUAUUAUUAUUAUCCUUUUAUUUUAGUUUGUUUAUUUCAUGAAUUGUAUAUACCAUUUUUAAUAAAAUAUUGAUAUCUUGAUAACCAACA
Molecule: messenger RNA, 2590 nt
Organism: Halteromyces radiatus
Lineage: Eukaryota; Fungi; Mucoromycota; Mucoromycetes; Mucorales; Cunninghamellaceae
Product: P-loop containing nucleoside triphosphate hydrolase protein
Exons: 17
Coding region: 128-2464 (778 amino acids)
Biological process (GO): microtubule-based movement; mitotic cell cycle
Cellular component (GO): microtubule
Molecular function (GO): plus-end-directed microtubule motor activity; ATP binding; microtubule binding
Source: RefSeq, a predicted model, not a curated record